CUGUCCGGCUCUCGCACCUCUGGCACAAAGCUUUGAUCAGCACUUUAACCUACGUUUGGACUAAUAUUUGAUUUGCAAUAACUACUUUAUUGUGAAAGACUUAUUGACAAUAGUAAAAAAUGGCAGGAAGUGUUAGAUGUUUCAUGAAGUUUAACUUAGGACUCUUGAGUAAAAACGUUACUCGUCACGUCGCCUUGAAUCAAAAGCGGACACUAUACGACAAACAGGCUCUUGGACUGAACGCUUAUUUGAGUACAAGGAAAUAUUACCAGAAACAAUUUUUAAAUCUUGAGGAAGAGUUUCGUAAUAAAAUGGAAACUUAUGUAGCAAAUGAUGCAACUGGCAUGAUUUUUACGGAAGAUUUAAAAGUGAUGCUUCACCUGAUUGAGAAGACACCUCGAGACCUAAAUCUUAUUAUGAAAAUGUUGGAAAAGUUUAACAAUCAAAGUUGUGAAACGAGGUUUGGAAAUUACACCUUUGGUCCUAUUGUUAUGAGAGCCCUCUACAACCUCAACGAAUGGGAAUGUGCUCUCAAUCUGUUCAAUAAUCCAGAGUAUACUGUCUUCUUCAAUCAAUUAAUGACGUAUCAGAUCCUCAUGGAUUUAUUGUAUGAAAACAAGCAAUAUGUCGAGAUGCGACGAGUUUACAAUACAAUCCAAACCAGAAUCACGGAGGGAACGGUACAUCCCAGGAAUGCUCUUCUACUUGUCACUGCAGCAUGUUACAAGGAGAAUUCACCAGACAGUUUCCGAUAUGCUAUAGACCUUUGGACAGAAUUGAAUGGUCGUGGUUAUCCAGUUAUGCGAAGAGUUCUAAUUCAUCUCAGUGCUCUUGCACUGAUGCAAGGCCAGCCCAACAUAGCACUGGAAAUCUUAUCGACAUCUAAAAAACCACGUUACAUUGGCAUUCGAUGUAUUAAAAUAAUGGCAUUUGCUCGAAUUGACAGACUUUACGAUGUCAUUCCAUAUUUCAGAAACUCACUUCAAUUGGAUGACUCUACUACGAAAAAAGAGACAUACUUCAGAGACACGAUCGAAGAAGUCGAAGCUGCUAUCAGAAGAAACCAUAUUUCACCUCAAGCAGAAAUCGUCACACUCUUGAAGAUGAUAAAAAGCAACAAUUUGGUACAAGAAGAAACUCUAGAUGAUCACAUCAAUACCGAAAUCGUUUCAACAGGGCCGGUCGCUCCACGUCAAAGUAGCGAACAUCGUAUUCAUCGAACAGGCUCCGAAAUUUCUGGUCCCAAAUUCAUUCGCAGACCUGGACUGAGAGAGCUCGUGUAGAGUCGUCUAGUACAAACGAUAACUUCUCGGUAACAGAAAAAAGGGUCUGUAAAUUGUCUUGAAGCUAUAGAAAAAACUCGAUUUCAUACGAAUAAAUGAAAAUAUAACAGUA
Molecule: messenger RNA, 1395 nt
Organism: Venturia canescens
Lineage: Eukaryota; Metazoa; Arthropoda; Insecta; Hymenoptera; Ichneumonidae
Product: pentatricopeptide repeat-containing protein 2, mitochondrial-like
Exons: 5
Coding region: 120-1283 (387 amino acids)
Biological process (GO): multicellular organism development; mitochondrion organization; regulation of mRNA processing
Cellular component (GO): mitochondrion
Molecular function (GO): RNA binding
Source: RefSeq, a predicted model, not a curated record